CAGCAGCAGCAACAACAACAACAUCAUAGCCAACAACUGUAGCAACAUCAUUUACUCAAAUUAAACACUGGAACACAAUCAACAAUGCAGCGCCUACGCACUACUUUCACGCGUUCGCGCACACCAACAGGCGCCGAAAUGAAAAUGCAGAAUAGCCUCGAAGUUCCUAAACAGGUGCGUUCCGCCUCCUUUGAUGAAAUGCAAUUGGAGGCCCAACGUGUCUCGGCCCAUCUGUUAAAGCAGCAAUCUUCCUCUUCGGCGGAUGAGCGAUCAUCGGAAGGCGGGUAUCUACAAGUACCCCAGGCAGCUCAUGCACAGCGGUCCCAUUCCUUUGAUUCGGCCGCAGCUUCAGUUGGUAGCGAUGAUUCGGGUACAUUUUUAGAAGUGCCGCGUCGUCUGAAGGUGCGACGAAGCUCGUCCAGUAAGACACCGCCGCCAUGUAUCCAUUGUUACUAUCUGGACUUGUAUGAAAAGCAAAUGAGUGCUGAGCAGAGAUAUUUUAUCGAUCAUCGGGAAUUAACAACUUUAAGCUACAGCAACACUAGUUCGGAUGUGAGCGACGAUGAGGAUAUGAGCGCAGCUUUGGGAGGCAACGAUGGCGAAGAUGAAGAAGUUGAGGAGGAUGAGGAAGAGGAAGAGGAGGAAGAGGAUGACGCUGCAGGAAUCGCUGGUGGCAACGUUGAUGUUGAUAGAGAGAAAAAAGAUGAUAGCAUCGAUCAAAGCUGCACUGGCGAGGUAUCGAUGGAGCAUGAUCAAGAUGCGGAUCAAGAUCAUGAUGAUGACGCCGCUGCGGAAAUGGAUAUACGCAUGGGUAAUCUAAGCAUGGGCAUUGAAGAGUCACGCACUCGUUUGCCUCGUCCAAUGCGUCGACAUACCAUUGGCAGUUCGGUGACUACCUCCGAGGAUGAGGGUCUCGAGGGUUCCGAUCACGGUUCACCCCAUUUCGGGAACACCCUGUUACCACCACAGCCAACAACACCGUGCAGCAUUACCUUUACAUUAUCGCCAACAAAUGGGGACUAUCCGCCAUUCCCGAGCCAUGGAUUUCCCAUCGAUCCAGUCACCUCUCCGCCUCUCUCUCCGAUGUCAUCCACGCUAAUUCGUGGUAGUCCCGUUUUGGAGUUGCCUCCCCAUAAUCAGUCGCAUUUGGGUGCUACAGCGGCAGCAGCUGCCGCUGCUCUUACCCUGCCAGCCAUAGCAAACUCAUCCUCAUCGUUAUCGUCAUCAUCCUGUGCCAUACAAAAUCAAAAUCAAGUAGGUCAAGCCGAUGCCGAAGACGCUGCUGCUACAGCUAUGGGAAUACCAGUUAGAGCACGUCGGCGUUCGAUUUCCAGACAAGAAGCCAUCUUUGUCGAACCCACUGGCAAUUCGCUGGAGAAUGUAUCCCACGAGGAGGUAGACACCACCGCUAACAAAUCAUCGGUAGAUACUGCCGAUUCUUUGGAUGAGGCCUCCACAAUGGCCACCUGUGGCUCACCAACUGGCACUGUACGUGGACCUACUGCUGCCACAAGCACCACCUCGCACCACAGUUCGUUUGUGGUGCGUGAUAUUUAUCUAACAGUCCCAGACCUAAAGCGGGAUCGAGCUGCCUCUGUGGAUUCAUGCUUCUCGAAACUAUCAUCCGGUCCAAAGACCGAGGAGCUGCAACCCUCCGAUGAUGGGUGCUUUCUCACCGUACCGAACGUCAACGCCACCCGAUCGAGAUCUGUCGAUAUUGUCCUGCCUACGGAUGAACAGGCCCGCUAUAAGGCAUUGGCCAUGACAGGGGCUGGCGGUGGAACAGGACUCUUUGCCGAUGGGCGGACUGCCUCUUCGAGCAAUGCCCGUCGACCCAUACGCAUUGUACCAGAUUGGACGGAGAAUGCAGUACAGGGUGAACACUACUGGAAGCCGACAUCAGCCUCGGGUGACCUCUGCUGCCUCAACGAGGAGUGCAUUAAGAGCGGACAGCGCAUGAAGUGUUCGGCCUGUCAGCUGAUUGCACAUCAGAAUUGCAUUCCAAUUGUGAAUGAAAAGACUCAACUAGCGUGUAAGCCAACAUAUCGAGAUGUGGGGAUACGACAAUAUCGAGAGCAGACGACCACCCAUCACCAUUGGGUGCAUCGCAAAAUGGAGAAGGGCAAAUGCAAGCAGUGCGGCAAGGCUGUUCAGAGUAAACUCUUUGGGUCGAAGGAAAUUGUUGCGCUAUCCUGUGCCUGGUGCCAUGAGAUCUACCACAACAAGGAGUCAUGCUUCAAUCAGGCCAAAAUUGGAGAGGAAUGUCGUUUGGGCAACUAUGCACCGAUUAUUGUGCCACCAUCGUGGAUUGUCAAGCUGCCUAAUAAGGGCAAUUUUAAAUCCUCAAUACGUGUUAGCAAUAAGAACAAUGCUGGCGGCGGGGGAGCAGGUGUUCCAACUGGUGGUGCCGGUGGCGGCAAAAGUAAAAAGCAAACUCAAAAGCAACGUCAAAGGGGAAAAGAGGAAAAGAAGGAGCCGCGUGCGUUUAUUGUUAAGCCAAUACCAUCACCGGAGGUAAUACCGGUCAUUGUUUUCAUCAAUCCUAAAUCCGGAGGCAAUCAGGGCGUCAAGUUGUUGGGUAAAUUUCAGCAUUUGCUUAAUCCACGUCAAGUCUUUGAUCUAACUCAAGGUGGUCCAAAAAUGGGUCUCGAUAUGUUUCGCAAGGCUCCAAAUUUACGUGUCCUGGCUUGUGGCGGAGAUGGCACUGUGGGUUGGGUCUUAUCAGUCCUGGAUCAGAUACAUCCACCGCUCCAACCAGUGCCAGCUGUGGGCGUGUUGCCUUUGGGCACUGGCAACGAUCUCGCUCGCUCCCUAGGUUGGGGCGGGGGCUAUACGGAUGAACCUAUUGGGAAAAUUUUACGAGAAAUUGGCAUGUCGCAGUGCGUGCUAAUGGAUCGCUGGCGGGUCAAAGUCACACCCAACGAUGAUGUUACCGAUGAUCAUGUGGAUCGAAGCAAGCCUAAUGUGCCGUUAAAUGUGAUUAAUAAUUAUUUCUCAUUCGGUGUGGAUGCCCAUAUUGCAUUGGAAUUCCAUGAGGCCCGUGAAGCUCAUCCAGAGCGAUUCAAUUCACGUUUGCGUAACAAAAUGUACUAUGGCCAAAUGGGUGGCAAGGAUUUAAUUCUACGUCAAUAUCGCAAUCUUUCCCAAUGGGUAUCACUUGAAUGCGAUGGCCAGGACUUCACCGGCAAACUGCGCGAUGCCGGCUGUCAUGCCGUACUCUUUCUCAACAUACCCAGCUAUAGCGGAGGCACUCAUCCCUGGAACGACUCCUUUAGCCAAUCAAAGCCAUCCAUUGAUGACGGCCUGAUGGAGGUGGUGGGCCUAACCACCUACCAGUUGCCUAUGCUACAAGCGGGCAUGCAUGGCACCUGUAUCUGUCAAUGCCGCAAGGCCAGGAUUAUCACCAAGCGAACCAUUCCCAUGCAAGUCGAUGGCGAGGCCUGUCGCGUCAAGCCCUCAAUCAUUGAGAUUGAAUUGCUUAACAAGGCGCUCAUGCUGGCCAAGCGUAAGCACGGACGCGGCGAUGUUCAUGUCAAUCCACUAGAGAAACUCCAAUUGAAUAUUCUACGCGUGACAAUGCAACAAUAUGAGCAAUAUCAUUACGAUAAGGAGAUGCUACGUAAAUUGGCCAAUAAAUUGGGACAAAUUGAAAUCGAAUCUCAAUGCGAUCUCGAGCAUGUGCGCAACAUGUUAAAUACUAAAUUUGAAGAGUCCAUUUCUUAUCCAAAGGUCUCACAGGAUUGGUGCUUCAUUGAUGCCUGCACUGCGGAGCAUUAUUUCCGCAUUGAUAGGGCCCAAGAGCAUUUGCAUUACAUAUGCGAUAUCGCCAUAGAUGAGCUCUAUAUACUCGACCAUGAGGCGGCCACAAUGCCACAGACACCGGACCAGGAGCGCUCGUUUGCGGCCUUCUCGCAGCGGCAGGCACAAAACGAACGACGUCAAAUGGAUCAGGCACAAGGACGCGGUGCAGCCGGCAGUACGGAUGAGGAUUUGCAAAUUGGCUCCAAGCCCAUUAAAGUGAUGAAGUGGAAGAGCAACAAAGAUCGUUUGUUCAGUUUCAACGAAGAUGUUUUUGGUUAUGGAUUCAGCCCUAUUCUGGAGCAAACUUCCGACGCCAUACUACUAGCAGCCCAGAGUGGCGAUCUCAAUAUGUUACGAGCACUACAUGAACAAGGAUACUCAUUACAAUCAGUGAACAAAAAUGGACAGACAGCUUUGCACUUUGCUUGCAAAUAUAAUCAUAAGGACAUUGUCAAAUAUAUAAUUUCUUGUGCCUCACGACGUGUCAUCAAUAUGGCCGACAAGGAUCGCGGUCAGUCAGCCUUGCAUAUUGCCGCUGAACAGAAUCGACGCGAUAUUUGUGUAAUGCUGGUGGCAGCUGGAGCCAAUUUACAGGCACGCGACUCUAAUGGCAAUACGGCGAUGAUGGUAGCCUUUAAUAAGAAUGCCAAUGAGAUAGCCACUUAUUUGGAAAGUAAGCAGCAAGAGCAAGAACAACAACACCAGCAGCAACAGCAACAGGAACACUCACAACAGCCACCGCAAUUCCAUAAUUCGAUCGAAUUCGAUCACGGAACCGAUGCUGUCAUCGGCGGCUGGGCCGCCAAUGCCAAUGCCAAUGCGUCCGACUCGAAUAAAUCGUCAUUAGAUCCCACCAUGUAGACGCUAUGGCUAGGCACACACUCAUUCUAAUUAUC
Messenger RNA from Drosophila willistoni, 4697 nucleotides. RefSeq names its product eye-specific diacylglycerol kinase. Lineage: Eukaryota; Metazoa; Arthropoda; Insecta; Diptera; Drosophilidae. The coding region runs from base 85 to 4662 and encodes 1525 amino acids. Gene Ontology annotation, biological process: diacylglycerol metabolic process; intracellular signal transduction; lipid phosphorylation. The record is from RefSeq and is a predicted model, not a curated record. The transcript is spliced from 16 exons. Gene Ontology annotation, molecular function: ATP-dependent diacylglycerol kinase activity; protein binding.